This is a messenger RNA of Peronospora matthiolae, 6234 nucleotides long. NCBI's taxonomy places the organism in Eukaryota, Oomycota, Peronosporomycetes, Peronosporales, Peronosporaceae. The record is from the annotation of a GenBank genome assembly.
AUGCGGUUUUGGUGGCCGGGUUGGGAGCCUCGAGAGCGCUCUCUAUCUAGCGAUAGUGAGUGCUCUACGGACAGCCAUUCCAGUCUCGCCAGCGAUGCGUCUUUCUAUGACGCGUCGCCUGAUGACGAAACUGGAGUGGGACACGACGAAAUGCCCCCUCUCCCAGAUGACACGCAACUGGUCACUGGGGAAGAGGCGGGGCAGUCUGAUUUAAGACUGUUCCCAGAAAUGCGUCUACGCGCGCCAUCGCCUCGCGGCGGUGACGCGGAGUUGGGCGCCGCAACUUCGGGCACGGGUUCGGAUCCCACAUCGCCCAGUGCCUACCAAGUUUCCGCGCGCGCAGAGGUCUCUGUCGCGCGCGAGGCCCCCCGGUCUCCGGCCCCAAUUUUGGGUGUCAUCAUAGACCGGGACGAGGCCCGGCGACCCCCCGUUGGUACCAGCGAAGGUACCUUCGGCAAUAUACUUGGUUUAAGUAUCGGGGUCGCCGAUUUUCGCGACAACCAUCAAGACAACGCUCAAGACUCUCCGGCCCAAGAUGGCAUCGUCUCCGCCGGCCCUGCAGCGGCCUCGAGUCAGCCACCCGCCUCCCCCGCGCGCCGUUUGGCUUCGACAGCGUCUCCGCGUGCCUGCUCGCCCUCCGCGGCCCCUCAAGACCCCAGAGCGUUUGUUGGCAUACCCGGCAGGGCGGGCGUUACGCUGCCCGACCGGGUAUCGCUUCAAGACAUGGACGACCUACAGAGCGACGGCUCCCCGGGUGCUUGCAGGCAGCUCCCGGGUUCUACAACAUGCACUACGACUACGGACACCUCGCCAAGCGCCCUCCCAGACGUGGGAGGGCCACAAGACACUGCAAACGCUGAAGCUGGGCCCGGCAGGGUGGCAAGCAUGCUGCCCGACCGGGUCCAGCAUGGACUACCUCAGAGCAUCGGCUCCCCGGGUGCCAACAGGCUGUACCCGGGUUCUACGACGUGUGAGACGGCUCCCCCCGCCCUCCCCCCAGCUCCCGACGGCCCCGUCGCCGUCCAGGACCCUGCGGAUGUUGCUGCUAGACCCGGCAGGGCGGCAGAAAUGCUGCCCGACCGGGGUACCGACGGGUUCGCGCUUGCAGUCUUUACUGCUCGCGCCCUAGGUGCCACUCGUGGCCCUGGAGACCCUGAGGACGACAGCAGCAGCGACCGUGAGGUCUCGGACGGUGACGCAGAGGCUACCACCGCCGCAAGUGAUGACGACCGGCUCGGACAGGUAGCUACGGAGCUGCCCGCCCGAGCUGGAUACACUGCAGUGGCCACGGCCGCUCCUGUGGGCAUGCACGCUACCACCAGCGCGGCCGUGUCCACUGCAGCAAUUGUUUAUGCUUCUGUUUCUGUCCCAAUUACCUGUGACGACCGGCUCGGCUGGCAGACACCCAUACUGCCAGACCGAGCCGGGUGCGACGCUCCGAUGCCUUGCGGCGACGAGUUGUCUGCCGGGCCCUGCCCCCAACUUGAUGACUGCACACCCGGCAGGGCGGGUACCAUGCUGCCCGUGGGUGAUGCACAGGCUCCUGCCACGACCGCUGCCGUCCCUAUGGAGGUUGACCAGUGCGCGACGUGGCAGGCAGCACGCCAUACACCGGGCUCGCCGCCUCUCGUGCUCCGCAUCGGCGGCAAGCGUCGCCGCUUGAGCGAUGACGGCGACGAUGACCCGCGCGAGCAGGCCGAGCAACUGCUGCUCGAGGACGUCGAGGCCGGCCCCAAGCACUCAGCGCUUUGGCCAUCCACGGCCAGCGCACUCCCGGCCUCCGUCCUGGCCGUGUAUGCACACAACGCGCAGCGCUUCACGUGCACGCUGUGUACAUACACGGCCUCAAGCUUUGCUUCGCUCAAGCGACACAGGGACUCACGGCACCGCCGUAUCACCUUCCUCGACCGCUUCUCGGCAGGUUGUGCGUGCGGCACGCCUUUCGUGUCGAGGCUGGCAGCAGCAAACCACGCUCGCGCGUGUGCCAGCCUCCGCGACACUUCGGCUGCGACUACACCAGCAGCAGGGGACCUCAGCCCCACUGCUGGUGCUGUCAAUGCCACCGCUACGGUGGCCGACACCGAACCCGUGCUGCCCCGCCAAGACCCUCCGGUGCUCGCUGUGUCCCCCCCACAGUCGAGCACCACGCAUGACAGGUCUACAGAGUCAAGAUGGAGCCCUCCGCUCCCAAGACAGCUGGUUGCUUCUCGCGUUGCGUCACGCCUCUCCGAGGUUCCCGCCCCACGUUGGGGUCCACCACUGCCUCGCAGCGUGGUGGUGUCAAGGAUUGCCGACCGUCUCCUCCCGCCAGAGUUAACGGAGGAAGAGGAGACCAAGGCUGGGGACAGCGACGACGAGGACGUCACCGAUGACCAAGACAAGGACGGCGAGUGGCUGCUGCGCUUUGACGGUGCCUGCCGGGCAAACCCUGGCCCUGGCGGCGCCGGCGCUGCGCUGUUCAAGCCCAGUGGCCCUGUCGUGUGGACGUGCUCCCACUACAUGCCGAGCAGCGGCGAAACCAACAACACGGCAGAGUACACCGCGCUGCUGCUCGGCACAAGGGCUGCCGCCGACCACGGUGUCACGCGCCUGCGUAUCGAGGGUGACAGCACGCUUGUCAUCCAGCAGGUGCGUGGCAUCUUUGCCACACGCAACAAGCGCCUGAGGCAACUGCGCAUUGCGGUCAAGGCGGAACUGGCGCGGAUGGAGCAGGCCACGCUCCAUCCCAUCGACAGGCAGGCAAAUGGCCAUGCCGACCGCCUCGCCAACGCCGCUCUUGACUGCCGCACGACUACGUUGGAGUGUGGGGUGCAUACCGAUGGACAUGGAUGCACCUCCACCUCCACGACGGCCCCUGCUCCCGCAGCUGCACCUCUGCCUGCCACACCGCAUGUCGCGGUGGGCGCCGAUGUCCCCCCAAGCCCUGCAGAUGAUGAUGACAUGGGGGACAUCGAUGAUGGCGAGGUGUAUGCAGCGAUGCGUGUGGGGCCUGAUGCAGUGCCUCAGCGCCGGUCACGGCUGCGACUGCGGCAGCUGGACGAGGACGAGCAAGAGGCUGCGGGCAAGUUGGUGGAGCGGCUGGCUGCGAGGCUAGCUGCCAAGAUUACAGAUGCCGACGACUGGGAGGAGGCGGAGGGCUACAUCACAGCCCUCCCCUAUGCACUGUAUGAUCAGCUGCAGCCUUACUCCCAGACACAGCACCCCGCCCAACCUCACGCACAGCGCCCGCAGCAGCAUGACGUUCGCCCAGACCGGCUACAGGAGUCGGACCAAGGUCCAGCGCAGGCAAUGACGCAAGACGGUCGGCGCCAAGGUGGCAGCCGUUCACGUCGUCGCCGUGGUCACUCCGGUGGUGGCAAGGGGCGCCGGCGCACACGUCCGCCCCGUGUGACACGUCAUCACCGUGAGCACCGGCUCGACGAGGCUCUGGACGACAUGCACGCAGUCCAGCGCAGCGAGCCGGGCAACCGCAAGGUUGUGGCCAAGGCACGUCGUCGUGUGGGGAGGAUCAACUCCUCCAUUUCACAGCAACGCCUCCGCCACCUCUUCGAGACCUCGGAGAAGGUGUGUGUUGAGAGCAUACUGGCGACGGCUCGGUCCAAGCGCGAGGCAGAUGUGGCUGCGGCUACACCAGCCAGCGCCUCUGCGCCUCCGCCGGACGGUGUGGACGUGGAAGAAGGCACCUGCCCCAUUCCAGGGGAGAGCCUGCACCGGUUCUUCACCGGGGUGAACACCCCUGCGGGUGACUUCGACCCUAUGGCGCCAGUUGGAGCCUCGUUUCGCGCGGCCAUGGACCGCCUGCCUCCGGCUACAGUUGACAUGGCGCUGCUCACGGAUGCGCCGUCUUCGCAUGAGAUCGAGGACCAGGUGCAGCGUGCGCGUGGCGGUUCAAGCCCUGGCUUGGAUGGUGUCGGCUAUGACAUCUUCAAGAUGUUCACGGCCGAGCUUCUGCCCGCCCUGCAUGCAGCGUUCGCGCGCUGCUGGCAGUCCAAGCGUGUGCCGCAGAGCUGGAAGGUUGGCGUGGUGCGCCUGCUGCACAAGAAGGGCGAUCGGCUCGACCCAUCGAAUUGGCGGCCGAUCUGCUUGCAGCAGGCCAUCUACAAGUUGUACGCCGGUGUCUUGUCGCGUCGUUUUACGCGCUGGCUCGACGUCAACGGCCGCCACGCCGACGCGCAGAAGGGCUUUCGAGCCAUGAACGGCUGCGGGGAGCACAACUUCCUCGCAGCCAUGCUCGUUGACCAAGCCCGGCGCAAGCACCAAGAGCUGCAUGUCGUGUGGUACGACUUUGCCAACGCUUUUGGUAGCGUGCCACACGACUUGCUAUGGGAAGCGCUACAUCGGCAGGGUGUUCCGCCCGAGUUUGUCGCUUGCUGCCGUGGUCUCUACGCAGACGCAGCGUUUACAAUUGGUAACGCUGCGGAUGGGACCACGGCGCCGAUCGCGCUUAAGGUGGGGGUGUUUCAAGGCUGCCCACUCAGCCCCCACCUCUUCACCGCCGCGAUCGCCCCGCUGCUUCACGCGCUCAAGUCGCUACCGGACACUGGCGUGAAGAUGUCAAGCGAAGACCGUCCCGGUGCUGCUGCUUACGCCGACGACUUGAAGACAUUCAGCAGCACCGUGGACGGCAUCAAGCGUCAACACUCGGUGGUGCGAGACUUCCUGAGCUGGACCGGCAUGAAGGCGAAUCCGCACAAGUGCAGUACCAUGUCGGUCCAGCGGGAUGUGCGUGGUCUCCACCAGACCAGCGACCUCGGGCUGCAGCUGGACGGCACCCCGAUCCCCGCGCUCAGCGCCUCCGACUCGUACCAAUACUUGGGGAUCGGGGAUGGCUUUGACCACGUGCGCCGUCGUGUAGAGCUUGCACCAGCGCUCACUCAGCUCAAGCACGACGCGACGGCGCUGAUGCAGUCCGGGCUGGCGCCGUGGCAGGUGGUCAAGGCGGUCAAGGUGUACUUGUACCCUCGGGUUGAGUACGCCCUCCGGCACCUGCGACCAUUCGCACAGCAGCUGGAGGGCUUUGACCGUCACCUUGUACGCGGCCUUCGACACCUGUUACGGCUGCCCACUAACGCCACGACGGCGUUCUUCUACGCGCCCGUUUCUCGUGGUGGACUUGGAUUUUUGCCGCUGACGGAGCUGCAUGGGGCUCUUCAAGUGGCGCAUGGGUGGCAGAUGCUUCACGCUUCUGACCCUGCCACUCAGCGCAUUGCCCGCCAGCAGCUCCGUCAGAUUGCUGACGCGAGGUACAAGUUGGAUGCCUCGGUCUGGAAGGACCGCGAGGAGGAGCUGGGCGAGCUCCUCCUCAACAGCAAGUUGGGGACGUCGAACCCGGCCCCACCCAAGCGACGCAACGCUGAUAUUGGGUCGCUGUGGUUCGACGUCCGCGGUCAUCUCCACCGCUUCGGCCUGAAGUUCGAGAUGGCGCCAGCGGUGGAGGAGCCAGGGACGCCAGCCCAGCGGUUGCAGCUUCGCGUGCCCCAUCACGAUGGUUGGUUGGGACAUAAGGAUGUCCUUCGGCACGUGAAGCUGCACCUCAAGAACAAGCACUGGAAGCGUUGGGCCGCGAUGUCGGACCAAGGCAAGUCUGCUCGCACCCUCGCGGGCGCUGGAAGCGGCUUCCUAUCGCGGCCCCGCGGGUUGUGGGAGACCGACUACCGCUUUGCGGUGGCUGGUCGGCUCAACCAGCUCGACACGCACAGCGUGCUCAAGCGCAGGCGUCUACGGGCUCAUGACCAGUGCAGGCAUAUAGGUUGCUCGCGGUCGGAGACACUCGCGCAUGUGCUCAAUCACUGCGCGGGGACGAUGGACGCCAUUCGCGGACGCCACGAUGAAGCCCUCAAGGUCAUUGAGCGAGCCAUUGCUUCGGCGUCCGGCGACAAGACGGACCGGGUUGAGCUGAGGGUCAAUCAAACGGUACCCUCGCUCCCCGGACCUGCGCUGCGGCCGGACUUGCAGGUCUACAACCACACCACACGUUCGGUGUCGGUUGUAGACCUUGCUAUCGCAUUCGAAGAGCAGCCCAACGACGACCCGCGGACGUCUUCGCUGGCCCGGACAGCCAAGGCCAAGCGUGACAAGUACGACUGCAUCAAGCGACACCUCGAGCGCCAAGGAUGGACAGUUCAUCUGUCGGCGCUCGUUUACGGCUCGCUUGGUGCAGUCGCCGAUCAAGAUACAAGGGGCAGUCGGGUGACGGAGACCGGGGGGACUCCGUCACAUCAAGGUCGCCGCUAG